AAGAGAUUUUCGUCGGCGCGACCAACAAACAAGGAUAUUUGUAAUCAUGCCCGAUUUUGUCUUCACGUUUCUUUUUAAGUCUCGAUCUCAAGAUGGCAGCGAAGGGAAGCGACAAGGGUAAAGGCAAGGAUAAGGCUAAUGCCUUAAAAGCCAAAAAAGCUGUCAUGAAAGGUAAUCGUAAUGUCAAGGACAGAAAAGUUCGAACCAGUGUCCACUUUCGCAGACCAAAAACCUUAUCUUUGCCACGAGCAGCUAAAUUCCCUCGUCGAUCUGCACCAAGACCCAACAGAUUGGAUCAAUUUGCUAUCAUCAAACAUCCUUUGACGACAGAAUCUGCUAUGAAAAAAAUCGAAGAUAAUAACACUUUAGUCUUUAUUGUUGACACACGAUCCAGCAAAGCACAAAUAAAAUUAGCAGUCAAAAAAUUAUACGAUAUCCAUGUUGCAAAAGUUAAUACCUUGAUAAGACCGGACGGCCUAAAAAAAGCUUAUGUGCGACUUGCCACAGAUUAUGAUGCAUUGGAUAUAGCAAAUAAGAUUGGAAUCAUAUAAAUAUAUGGAUGUUUUCCCUGAAAAAAAAUCCGUACAGAAAA
Molecule: messenger RNA, 592 nt
Organism: Hydractinia symbiolongicarpus
Lineage: Eukaryota; Metazoa; Cnidaria; Hydrozoa; Anthoathecata; Hydractiniidae
Product: 60S ribosomal protein L23a-like
Exons: 4
Coding region: 93-551 (152 amino acids)
Biological process (GO): ribosomal large subunit assembly; translation
Cellular component (GO): ribosome; cytosolic large ribosomal subunit
Molecular function (GO): rRNA binding; structural constituent of ribosome
Source: RefSeq, a predicted model, not a curated record